Messenger RNA from Saprolegnia parasitica CBS 223.65, 2520 nucleotides. RefSeq lists its product as hypothetical. Lineage: Eukaryota; Oomycota; Saprolegniomycetes; Saprolegniales; Saprolegniaceae. Bases 38 to 2356 code for a protein of 772 amino acids. Gene Ontology annotation, molecular function: zinc ion binding; 5-methyltetrahydropteroyltriglutamate-homocysteine S-methyltransferase activity. The record is from RefSeq and is a predicted model, not a curated record. The transcript has a single exon.
UUCUGCCUUUUGCUUUCUCUACAGCAAUCCCUCUGCCAUGACGAUCGCCGUUGACAUCGAUGCUGGUACCCUCGGCUUCCCGCGCAUGGGCCCCAACCGCGAGCUCAAGUUUGCGCUGGAGAAGUACUGGCGCGGCGCCGUGACCGAGGACCAGAUGCGCAAGGUGGCGUCGGACGUCGAGUCGGCCAACUGGCAUGCGCAGGUCGAGCGCGGCAUCCAGCGCAUUGCCGUCGGCAUGUUCUCGCUCUACGACCACGUGCUUGACUGGACCUUGUACCUCGGCUGCGAGCCGCAGCGCUUUGGGAAGCUCUCGAACGACACGGACCGCUACUUUGCGAUGGCCCGUGGCCUCGACGGCAUCCCGGCGCUCGACAUGACCAAGUGGUUCGACUCCAACUACCACUACGAAGUGCCCGAGCUCAACGUGCACACGACGCCCAAGGCCAACUUUGCCAAGUACCUCGAGACGAUCAAGCGCGCCCAGGCCACACUCGGCAAGGACACGGCGGUGCCGGUCAUUCUCGGCCCGCUCACGUACCUCGCGCUCGCCAAGUACGACGAAACCACGACGCUUGCGACGAUCCUCCCCAAGAUUCUCCCGCUCUACACGCUCCUGAUCAACCAGCUCGCGGCGCUCGGCGUCCCGGAGGUCCAGAUCCACGAGCCGUCGCUUGUCGGCGCGCAUGCGUCGGCGCUCUUCCCGCACCUCGUGACGGUCUACGGCGACAACACGCACACGGGCGCGCUCACGCACCCCAACGUCAAGAUCCACCUCGCCACGUACUUUGAGGCGAUCGACGAAGACGUCUACAAGUGGUUCACGACGUCCAAGAUUGCGGCGCUCUCGCUCGACUUUACGCGUGGCGACAACCUCUCGAUCCUCCAAAAGUUUGGCUUCCCGUCCGGCAAGCGCCUCGGCGCCGGUAUCGUCGAUGGCCGCGGCGUGUGGAAGAUCGCCCCCAAGACGAUCACGCCGAUCCUGACGUCGAUCGUCGAGGUCGUCUCGCGCAGCCCGAACGCCGCGAUCACGAUCCAGCCCAGCUCGUCGCUCCAGCACGUGCCGUACACGACCAAGGCCGAAGUCGACUUCCAAGCCGGUCUCAACUCGCUCUACGGCGUGCUCAGCUUUGCCUACGAAAAGCUCGACGAAGUCAAGCUCAUCGCCAACGUCGUCAAGAACGGCCAGCUCAACACGUCGUCGGCGUUCGAGGCCGCGACGGCCGCGUGGGCCACGUACUACAAGGAGCACCCGGCCAAGGCCGCGGUCCAGUCGCGCGUCAACGGCGUCACGGAAGCCGACCUCAAGCGCCCGUCGGACUUUGCGACGCGCCGCCCGCACCAGAUGAAGUCGUGCCCGAUUCUCCCGACGACGACGAUCGGGUCGUUCCCGCAGACGGCGCAGAUCCGCGGUCUCCGCCGCCAGCUCAAGCUCGGCAAGAUCACGCAGACGGCGUACGAAGCCGAGAUUGACGCGCAGAUCGCGUACAACAUUGGCGUCCAGGACGCGCUCGGCCUCGACAUCCUCGUGCACGGCGAGCCCGAGCGCACGGACAUGGUCGAGUUCUUCGCCGAGAAGCUCAACGGUUUUGCCUUCUCGCAGAACGGCUGGGUGCAGUCGUACGGCUCGCGCUGCGUGCGCCCGCCGGUCAUUUACGCCGACCUCGAGCGCCCGUACGACAUGACGGUGCGCGAGUUCAAGGUCGCGCAGGGCUUCUCGGCCUUCAAGCCCGUGAAGGGCAUGCUCACGGGCCCCGUGACGAUCCUCAACUGGUCGUUCCCACGCCUCGACAUUACGCGCAAGGAGCAGGCGUACCAGCUCGCGCUCUGCCUCCGCGACGAGGUUGCCGCCCUCGAGAAGGCUGGCUGCUCCAUCAUCCAGGUCGAUGAGCCGGCGCUCCGUGAAGGCAUGCCGCUCAAGCUCGCCAAGAAGGACGCAUACCUGCGCUGGGCCGUCGACGCCUUCCGCCUCGCGACCGCCGUCGCCGCCAACCCGACGUCGAUCCACACGCACAUGUGCUACUGCGAGUUCAACGACUGCAUGCCGUCGAUCGACGAGAUUGACGCCGACGUCAACUCGAUCGAGAACGCGCGCAGUGGUGACGAGACCAUCCGCGCCUUCAAGUCGAUCGGGUACAACAAGGACCUGGGCCCGGGUGUCUACGACAUUCACUCGCCCGUGGUGCCACCCAAGGCCGAAAUCGUCGCCAAGCUCGAGUCGUUCCUCAAGCUCCUCCCGGCCAAGCAGCUCGUUGUCAACCCUGACUGCGGCCUCAAGACGCGCCGCUGGCCCGAGACCAUCGCCGCGCUCAAGAACAUGGUCGAGGCCACGUACCAAGUGCGUGCCUCGCUCCAGUAAACACCCUCGAUAGCCAACAUGAUCACGCAAGUGAGACUGUGCUCGGACCUGUGUCGGUGCGGAAGCAUCCACACGGACAGCAGGCAACUGCGGUUCAACCAAGCGACUUUACCGUCCCUCGGUCGAUCCGAGCAAGCUGGCUAUCCUGCGUGUUUUGUUGAACU